AUGCCGAACCCAUACAACUCGCAGGCUAUGAGCCGCUUCGCCUUUGCUUCACGAACAUCCAACGCGCCUGCGCCGCUUUUCUACUCUGCGACCGAUGAUUUCCGCGAGGAGGAUGACCACGUCGAGCACGACCGGGAGAUGGCCGACCAUUACGCGCUACAGCGGUCGCGGCGGCAGUUUGGCGCAAGCAAUCUAUCUGAAUCGUCUGAAGUCGAAGAUGACCUCGCCCAACGAUCGGACCAUACAAUAGGCGCAGACAGGGACGAAAAUGAAGCGCCGGGAUAUGGUCUAGGAAGAGGGAUUAAGAGUUCUUGGAAGGGGGACAAGCCAGCACGUGGAAGAUCAGCCACCAUCAACAACCCCGAAGAUGAAGAACGAGAGUCAAGUGUACCACUCUCCGAGACGACGGACCGCAGCAGCAGAGGAAGAGGCAAUCUCGUGGAUGUGGAGCUCGACUCGACGGAUCGAGGCAGCAUAGAAGAGCUGGACCGAGACGAGCUCUUGGGUCACCAGGACGAGCCACCACCACCAUUUCAGCAGUUUCGCAACAUGCCGAGGCCGAAACGCGGUCGCAGUCCGCUACGAAACACCCUACCGAUACCACAGGAAACGGAUGAAGAUACUUUGCUAGAACACCCACGGCCAAUAAGUCCGGAUCGCCAGACUGUACCCGAUGUUGUACCAGAGAAUCCUACAUCAGCCCCACGACACAACUUCUUCUGGGCUGAGCUCUUCAUAAUCGUACAGUGUGCCAUCUUUGGCACAUGGUUCAUUUCUCUGCUGCAAGAAUCACCACCAAACAAGAAGAACCCAUUGGGCGACACUAUAUAUACCGUCUUACACUCGUCAUUUCACCUCAUUGGAGUGUACUCGUUGGUCUCGGUCAUAGUCGGAGUUUUAUGGUUAUCGCUACUCCGGUCCUUCGCUCGGCCUCUGGUGCAACUGAUGCUACUGGCAAUACCCGUCAUAUCUAUUUCCUUCUUUUUCUACCCUUUCGUAUCAAGCUUCAAAGGGUCUUGGCAUGGUGAUAGCGUACAAGAUCGGCUGAUGCGUUGGCUUUCGUUCGGGCCUCUAUGCUUUGCUGGUUUCUGGGUGUACACCAUCUUCAAGGCGAGACAUUCCUUGGACAAAGCUACUGGCAUGCUGGAGUUCUCGAGUGAAAUCCUGAGAGCGCAAUUCCCAUUGCUGCUCGUGGGUAUCGCGGCACUGGCUGCCGUGAUACUAUGGUCUUGGAUCUGGAUUCUGAUGUUCACACGUCUUUUCCUCGGCGGCCACUUUGCUAGCAACAAAUCCCGGUGGAUCAUCGACACCAGCACGUGGUGGCUGGGCAUCGCGUUCUUCUUGGAUUACUUUUGGACUCUGGCAGUCAUUUCCGGUGUACAACGCGCUACAACAGCAGCUACGGUAUCUCAGUGGUACUUCCAUCGCAACAGCGUACCCGCACCUGCUGCCAGCACGGUAGUCCAGGCUUCUCUCAAUCACGCAACAUACACCAUGGCUGGUACGAUCUGCAUGUCAACGCUGAUCUCACUCAUGGUCCGCCUUCCACUCAUCGUCCUUCCGAAGCGACUCGCGGGUAUGAUCGGCAUGUGCGCAUAUUCAGUUGUGCCGACACCCAUCGCUGCGCUGACAAACCCACUGACUCUGACCUUCGCUUCAAUUCAUGGUCUGCCUCUCAAUCAAGCUGCGCGUGGCCUGUCGCAGAUGAACUUCAUCUCCGCUGCGUCGCCAACUACUACCCUCGGCCCAAGCUCGUUCAAGGACCAUGGGCGACCAUCGAUACAGUCAUACCGUCUGGCGAAACUACUUUUGCACGCCAUUCGUUGGGUCAUAACACUGUCUCUUGGAUUCGGAGGCUGGGUCUCGACUGCACGCAUGCUUCAAAUCGGAAACGACACUGUACCAUACAAGGGCAGUCUAUACGCAUACGUCGUCGGUAUCAUCAGCGCGGCGAUUGGUUGGGGUGCUCUAGGUGCUAUGGAAGGAGUUCUCGGAAACAUUCUAGAUGCAGUGCUCGUGUGUUGGGGAAGCGAAGUAGGAAGAGAUGGACAAGGAGAGGCUCGAUACUGUGUUGACGCUGGUCGGUUGUUCGGCAAUGAAGUCACUGGGCAAGGACGAGGGAGAUACGAAGUUUAG
This is a messenger RNA of Alternaria atra, 2136 nucleotides long. RefSeq lists its product as uncharacterized. The record is from RefSeq and is a predicted model, not a curated record. Gene Ontology annotation, biological process: transmembrane transport. Gene Ontology annotation, cellular component: plasma membrane. Bases 1 to 2136 code for a protein of 711 amino acids. Gene Ontology annotation, molecular function: transmembrane transporter activity. NCBI's taxonomy places the organism in Eukaryota, Fungi, Ascomycota, Dothideomycetes, Pleosporales, Pleosporaceae. The transcript has a single exon.